GGCAUUAACUUUCUUGCUUCUGCGUUUUCGGUUUGUAUUGUCCCUCGCGGGGAACCAUAGGGUGGAGCAAACGUCGCCUUAGCAACAGAGAGGCUUUGGCUAACACAACAAGCAGGCUAAAUGUAUCUUCUUAAACUACUGCCUUCUAGAAACAGAAUUACAUAUACUGAUUUAAGCCGGGAUGGCUACAAGCAACCCAUCUGUGUUUCUUCUCUCGGUGAACGGACAGAUUGAGGGAGCGGAUUUUCCGAGUUAUGACGACUUGUACUGCAAAUACUCCUUUGUUUACGGUCAAGACUGGAUGCCCACCACUGGUUUGGAGGAAGGGAUCACCCAAAUAACAUGUAAAAGCAUUCAGUCGUCACAUAAAUUGAUAUGGAACUUCCCACUAGAUAUAACCUUCAAGAGCACAAACCCCUCAGGAUGGCCUCAACUUGUUCUGAGUGUGUAUGGACCAGACGUGUUUGGCAAUGAUGUCGUCAGAGGCUAUGGAGCAACACACAUCCCAUUAACACCUGGAAAACAUACACGGAUCCUCCCCAUGUUUGUUCCUGAACCCACGUGGAGACUUCAAAGGUUCACUAGUUGGCUUUGGGGACGUCGACCAGAGUACACAGACCCUAAAGUGGUAGCCCAGGGUGAAGGGCGAGAAGUGACACGGGUUUGUUCCCAAGGAUUUGUUACAGUCUGCUUUAGCAUCAUAAUGAAGGACAUGAAGAAACUGGGCUACGAUUCUGGACCAUCAAAUUCCUCAAGCACACAAUCUUGCGCCACUGCAUCUGGAUGGUCCACAGAGGAACCAACACAUUUUUGAUAACAUUGGGGAAACAUGCCAAUUUAUAGUGUCCACCCUUACAUUCUGUUUAUGUUCAUUACCACAGAUGUCAAAAUGAUGCAGUUAUAUUUAGAUUUUAUGCCAAAACUGUAAAUGUUUUUGUAAAUGUCUGUUAGGUUUUCCAUCUUUUAUAUUUUUACAUUGUGUCUUGGUUGUUUUAAAUGUUAACACUGUUAAUAAGGGUUACAGAGCUUAAGUAAUAUACAUUUUAUUGUGUAACCAAUGCAGUCAAAUGCAUGUCAAAAUGAUGCUGACUGAACUCUUAUUCAUGUUUAUGC
Phyllopteryx taeniolatus (common seadragon) is the source of this 1113-nucleotide messenger RNA. It is a transcript of the gene b9d1, whose product is annotated as B9 protein domain 1. Gene Ontology annotation, biological process: cilium assembly. Lineage: Eukaryota; Metazoa; Chordata; Actinopteri; Syngnathiformes; Syngnathidae. The transcript is spliced from 7 exons. Gene Ontology annotation, cellular component: MKS complex. The record is from RefSeq and is a predicted model, not a curated record. The coding region runs from base 182 to 814 and encodes 210 amino acids.